Leptopilina boulardi is the source of this 636-nucleotide messenger RNA. Its product is annotated as endocuticle structural glycoprotein SgAbd-8-like. Gene Ontology annotation, molecular function: structural constituent of chitin-based larval cuticle. NCBI's taxonomy places the organism in Eukaryota, Metazoa, Arthropoda, Insecta, Hymenoptera, Figitidae. The transcript is spliced from 2 exons. The record is from RefSeq and is a predicted model, not a curated record. Bases 156 to 545 code for a protein of 129 amino acids. Gene Ontology annotation, cellular component: chitin-based extracellular matrix.
UUCUUCACUUUUCAAUUUGGGAGAGGAACCAUCAAGGGAAAGUGGGGUCUCCGGUCCAUAUAUAAAUUGGUCACCGAAUCUGAGGAGACAUCAAACACAUCUCAAAACUUAUCUUGAGUUCAAGAAAUCUCCCAAAAAAAAAAACCACCAGCAACAUGAAGUUCUUCAUCGCAGCUUUGGCUCUCGUUGCCGCCGCCAGUGCAUUGCCACAGGAACGUGAUGCAGCAAUUCUUCGUCAGGCACAGGACAUCUCGCCUGAAGGAGCCUACAAUUACAAUUACGAAACCGAAAAUGGAAUUCGAGCUUCUGAAGAUGGAACUCUCCAGAAUGUUGGACCCAAUGGUGAAGCUGCAAUUGUUGCUCAGGGAAGUUUCCAAUAUACCGCUCCCGAUGGCACUCCAGUUGCCGUUUCAUAUGUUGCCGAUCAUAAUGGAUAUCAACCAUCGGGAGAUAUUCUUCCAGUUGGCCCCGCCAUCCCAGCACAAAUCCAGAGAGCACUUGACUACAUUGCCGCCCACCCACCACAACCCGAAAACAGAAAAUAGACAAUUCAUAUAAAUAUCAUUAAUAGUUAUAAUAAGAUGUAAUUAGAUUAAAGAAAAAAAAAGAAAAAAUAUAUUUUGUUUCCAAAGAUAA